Molecule: messenger RNA, 1462 nt
Organism: Menidia menidia (Atlantic silverside)
Lineage: Eukaryota; Metazoa; Chordata; Actinopteri; Atheriniformes; Atherinopsidae
Source: the annotation of a GenBank genome assembly
CCUCACACAGCCGGACCUCACACCUCCUCAGGCCUGCGAGGGAGGCACUGAAGUUGCAGAGGCUGUGCUGUCUCAGUGCGACAUGGCUGAGGAGCUGAGCCGGCAGCUGGAGGACAUCCUCAGCACGUACUGCCGGGAGUCUAUCUCAGAGGACGCCGGCGCCAUGCUCAACGGCCAGUCACACAGCCUGCUGCUCAACGGGCUGACCGGAGAGCGGGAGCAUGACAAACCAGAGGGAAGCAAAGCCCACAAGGGGGCAGAGAAGGAGCAAAAGAAGGGCCAGGACAAGAAAAAAGUGAAGGGCCUGGGGAAAGAGAUCACCCUGCUCAUGCAGACUCUCAACACACUGAGCACCCCAGAUGAAAAGCUGGCAGGCCUCUGCAAGAAGUACGCCGAACUGAAGAAGCAGAGCCAGCUGGUGCAGGAGAAGGACAACCUGCGCAACGAGCACAGCAAAGCCCUCCUGGCCCGCAGCAAGCUGGAGAGCCUCUGCCGGGAGCUGCAGAGGCACAACCGCACCCUGAAGGAGGAGGGGAUACAGCGAACCCGGCUGGAGGAAGAGAAAAGGAAGGAGGUGACGUCUCAUUUCCAGGUGACACUGAACGACAUCCAGACCCAGAUGGAGCAGCACAACGAGAGGAACGCCAGCCUCCGGCAGGAGAACACGGAGCUGGCCGAGAAGCUGAAAAAGCUCUACGAGCAGUACAAACUGAGGGAGGAGCACAUAGACAAGGUGGUGAAGCACAAAGACCUGCAGCAGCAGCUGGUGGAUGCCAAGCUGCAGCAGGCUCAGGAGCUGCUGCGGGAGUCUGAGGAGCGCCACGACAGGGAGAAGGACUUCCUGCUGAAGGAGGCGGUGGAGUCUCAGAGGAUGUGCGAGCUGAUGAAGCAGCAGGAGGUGCACCUCAAGCAGCAGCUCCUAAAUGGCUUUGUGCUCGACUGGCUUCUGCAUGGUGUGCUGUAUUCUGUGUCCCAGCUGUCGCUGUACACGGAGAAGUUCGAAGAGUUCCAGACCACUUUGUCCAAGAGCAACGAAGUCUUCACCACUUUCAAACAGGAGAUGGAGAAGAUGACCAAAAAGAUCAAGAAGCUGGAGAAGGAGACGGCGAUGUAUCGUUCCAGGUGGGAGAGCAGCAACAAGGCCCUGCUGGAGAUGGCUGAGGAGAAAGCCGUGCGGGACCGCGAGUUCGAGGCUCUUCAGGGAAAAGUGCAGCGGCUGGAAAAGCUCCGGCGGGCGCUGAAGGUGGAGCGGAACGAGCUGAACAAAAAGGUCCAGAACCUGAGCAGCGCCGAGGGCGGCCCCGCCUCAGACCCGGGGACCGACUCCCCGUCGCCCCCGCCCACAGACUCCCUGCUGGAGCCCCGCAGCCCUGCGCCCGACACGCCCCCCUCCCAGCCCGCCCACCGCCACCGCCACCCACAACCAGACUCACACCCUCAGCCAGUGCCAGCACAGGAAUGA